UGCGAAACAGCAGUCAGAAGCAAUUAAAUGGCGGAGAUGUACAAUGCACGGAAGCAGGGAGAAAUGGACGAAGGAUGCCUGGAGGGAAGCGGGCGCAAUGCCGUUUUGAAGCAGGCCGAGCGGCAUGACGGUUGGCUGUAACCCCAGCCCAACACUUGGGCGCUUGACAUCACCGAAGUCGAGGCCGAUUUUCAGGCUCCGAGGCUUCGGAAAAGCCAGCGCUGAAAGGGCGCUCGGGCGCAAGCAGCGAAUCGCGUGCGCGCCUCACGACCGUCGGCCUUUGAAAACUGGGCAACACGGACGAUUAGCGUGGGGUACACUGGUGGUCCAAAGGUCUCAGCGUGGCCCGUCCCCCGCAGUCGUCGUUUUCCAGAAGCGAUAUACGUGCGACAAAAUGCCUCUGGGGCGGCCUCGUGUCAAACGCUCGACGGGCCAGCACAUUGCGCGUCAGCCGCCCGGAGAGCCACUGCACGUAAUCCCAACGGCCAGCAGCACAGAUGGAUCAUGGGGUUCACCAAGGCACAACGAGUUUCAGCUGAGAUGCCGACGUACCGGAAGAACAAACUGCCAACCUAGCGUGGGGGGUUCCGUCCGUCGGCAACCAGCUUCCAGCGCCAGGAAGUUCGGAGCGGACUUCCACACGAGAUGAUCCUGCCACUGCUCUUGUGCAAACAUACCCCGGACGGCAUAGCGCGCCUGACCCCGGCCGCAAACAGACGACGGCUGUGCAUGGGCGGGCAGGAGGGGAGAUGACUCACAUGACGCUGUUCGUUCAGAGAUUGCCCGAUCGACAAAGGGAU
Messenger RNA from Aplosporella prunicola CBS 121167, 800 nucleotides. RefSeq lists its product as uncharacterized. The record is from RefSeq and is a predicted model, not a curated record. The coding region runs from base 125 to 649 and encodes 174 amino acids. The transcript has a single exon. NCBI's taxonomy places the organism in Eukaryota, Fungi, Ascomycota, Dothideomycetes, Botryosphaeriales, Aplosporellaceae.